Molecule: messenger RNA, 4325 nt
Organism: Phyllopteryx taeniolatus (common seadragon)
Lineage: Eukaryota; Metazoa; Chordata; Actinopteri; Syngnathiformes; Syngnathidae
Gene: dennd1a
Product: DENN/MADD domain containing 1A
Exons: 21
Coding region: 1379-3946 (855 amino acids)
Biological process (GO): endocytic recycling; endocytosis
Cellular component (GO): clathrin-coated vesicle; cytosol
Molecular function (GO): phosphatidylinositol phosphate binding; guanyl-nucleotide exchange factor activity
Source: RefSeq, a predicted model, not a curated record
GCAACAGUAAAAGUGUUUGGGAGUAUACUUGAACAAUAGACUGUCAUGGAAUACUAACAUGGAUGCUAUGUACAAGAAGUGAAUGAGUAGACUGUAUUUCCUGUGGAAGCUCAGUUCCUUCAAUUGUGCAGUAAGAUGUUGGGGAUAUACCAGUCUCCCAGUCGGUGAUUGCAAGUGGCAUCUACUUUUCUGUGUUCUUCUGGGUGAGCAGCAUCAUUGGGAGGGACACAAAAAGAAACAAUAAAUCAAUUAAGAAGGCCGGUGACACUGAAGAUGGAAAUAUUUGAGUCAAUUACAGACGAGAUCACUGAGCAAACGUCUCUCCAUCAUUAACAACCUUCACAUCAUGUCCGUGACACUUGGCAGCAGCAGAGGAGCUCUUUCUUAAACAGAUUUAUUCAGCUUAGCUGCUGGUUUAAACAACAGUUCAGAUCAUCAUUUAUACCAUUCACUCGUCAUUUAUACAGAGAUGCCAUGUUUUCCGAUUUCAUAGACUUCUUCUAAUGUGCUAUGACUCAGUAAAUUGCUGUAAUAUUAGUUUAAUUUAUCGUCAAGGAUGAAGAAUAUAUGGCUGUGAGUAUUGUUAUAUUGUGUUGUUUCAUAUGAGUUCAAAUAUUGGUUGCUUAAAGGGUUAGAAAAUAGCGACUAUCGUUGCUAGUGUUAGCAUGUCAAUCGCACUUUCCUUUUCAUGUUAACAGAAUGAUUUAAAUCAAAGCUGUGUGGUUGUUUUCCAUACAAAAGGUGUGCUUGUUUGUUUUAGGGUUAGUUUGAACUAUCCAUCUAUCCAUCUAUUUUCUGAGCUGCUUAUUCUCACAAGGGUCGCGGGAGUGCUGGAGCCUACCCCAGCUAUCUUCGGGCAGCAGGCAGGGUACACCCUGAACUGGUUGCCAGCCAAUCGCAGGGCACUUACAAACAAACAACAAUUCACACACGCAUUCACACCUACGGGCAAUUUAGGGUCUUCAAUGAACCUACCAUGCAUGUUUUUAGGAUGUGGGAGGAAACCGGAGUGCCCAGAGGGAACCCACACAGGCACGGGGAGAACAUGCAAGCUCCUGGAUUGAACCCAGGUCCUCAGAACUGUGAGGCAGACGCUCUAACCAGUCUUCCACCGUGCCAUAGUUUGAACUAGUAAACUUAAACUGGCACUUAUUGUGAAGUGAGCUGAAUUGAGUUUCCUGCCAACAUACAGCUCUCGAAUCUCAAGUUUGCACUCGCUAGUCAAAGCAAAAAUUCCGACAAAUUAUUGCUUGUAUCUCGAAAAAUUUGUAAAUCGGCUCACUCGGAUCUCAAGGCACCACAGUAAAUUAAAACAACAGUUGCAACAGCAGAAUAAACAUUUGGAGUGCACAUAACAUACAUCCCAUGUUCCUUACAAAUGGGACAUAAAUUAAAAGAGCCUGCAAUCCAAAGGAAAUUCCCAGAAGACUUCAAAGAUGAGGAAACUAUUCAGACUGUGCCCAAGUUCUGCUUUCCGUUCUGCUUGGAUAGUGUCAUAGUCAACCAGAUGGACGAGAAUUUCACAUUUGUUCUGACUGACAUCAACAGUCAACAUAGAUUUGGUUUCUGUCGCCUCUCCUCGAGCUUACACACCUGCUAUUGCAUCCUUAGCUACCUGCCCUGGUUUGAUGUAUAUUAUAAACUGCUGAAUAUCAUUGCAGAUUACACUGUAAUUGGCCAGGAAAUCAAUUUACAAGACCUCCUGGUAUCCUUACACAACCUUUCCAUUCCUGAGCCUGGUGUUCCUGUUCAUCUUGCUAUGCAUUUCUACUUCACUGUACCUGACUUAAAAGAACUCCCCAGAAUACCAGAGAAUAAGAACCUUACAGAGUACUCUGUAGCCGUAGAUGUCAAUAACAUGCUUCAACUCUACGCGAGUAUGCUUUAUGAACGUCGGAUCCUCAUCUGCUGUAGCACACUAAGCACUUUAACAGCCUGUGUCCAUGGGUCUGCUGCCAUGUUAUAUCCAAUGCACUGGCAACAUGUUUACAUUCCAGUCCUGCCUCAACAUCUUUUAGAGUAUUGCUGUGCUCCAAUGCCCUACCUCAUUGGAGUGCAUUCCAGCCUGAUGGGGAAACUUCAAGGAAUGGCUGUGGAGGAUGUAGUGAUCCUGAAUGUGGACACCAACACCCUUGAAACACCCUAUAAUGACCUUCAAAGCUUACCCUAUGACGUGGUUUCAUCUCUAAAAAGUCGUCUGAAGAAGUUUUCAACAACCGCAGGCGAUGGUGUGGCUCGUGCCUUCCUCAAGAGUCAGGCAUCUCUGUUUGGGAGCUACCGAAAUGCUCUUCAGAUUGAGUUGGGUGAACCAAUAACAUUUAAUGAAGAAAUCUUUGUCAAUCAUCGAUUGAGUGCCAUGAGAGAUUUCCUUCAGAAUGCCAUCCAGCUUCAACUUUUCAAACAGUUCAUUGAUGGCCGUUUGGAGUUAUUAAACUCAGGAGAAGGUUUCAGUGACAUCUUUGAGGAGGAGAUCAACAAAGGCGAUUAUGCAGGAAGUGAUAAAUCUUACCACCAAUGGCUAAUAACUGUGAAGAAAGGGAGCGGGGCUAUCUUAAACACAGUGAAGACCAAGACAAACCCAGCUAUGAAGACUGUUUAUAAAUUUGCUAAGGACCAUGCAAAAAUGGGUAUCAAGGAAGUAAAGAGCCGGCUAAAGCAUAAGGAAAAUGUGGAUAAUGGACCAGGAAUCAUUGUUGGGGGCAAUGACUUUGUUGCAAUAAGAGUCAAGAGUGAGGGGCCAACACAUACGUUGGAUGAACAAAGAAUGAAUUGGCAAUUUGGAUUGACGCAGUCACCCAUGCUGUUGAAGAAAAAAAAUUGUAAUGAAAGUCUGGAAAGUUGUCACAACCAGCCACAGCGAUACUACUCACUAAGGGACGACGAGUGGAUAGAAGAACAUGGUUCUAAUUUGGGUAUAGAAUCUCCCAGCCCGCUUCAAGAGAACUUUUCCAAUGUCAGCAUACUCACAAAUCUCUUCAGCUGCCUGGAUGAGGAUGAUAGCCAACCACUUCCUUUGGCUAAAAGUCUUGAGGACCUGAAGAGUCUGCAAGACUAUGAAAAGCUUCAAGCCACGUUCACCUGUCAGCGGAAGGCUUUCUGUGAACACUCACAAAUACCUCCAGGUUCAGGCCUUGAACCACAACACUCAUCCAGCCCAGAUAAUAUUACCAUACCUCGUCCUCACGGAAGGAAGAGUGCUGAGCUUGCAACUCUGUUAGGACCACUUAUUGGGCAGUCUCAAUCUAAAUCAUCUAAUGAGGAAAGCACAAAGGCAGGGGGUCAAGAAUUUCGGAAAGCCCUGAGCAACGUUGCAGAGGAUCACAUAGAUUUGAUAAGCCUUCUGGACCCCCUUAACAAAUCACCACGGAUUAGUUCAACAUCAACAAGGGAUGAAAGGAAUAUGGAUGUGUCUUCAACUUCUUACAAAACAACAACCCCCCCUAAACUUGACCCAAUGAGCCAGCCUCCUUUUCAGCCAUAUCACAUGUCACCUACUGUCUCUACUCAGUCUGUCUGGGAUCCCCUUCGUCAAAUGCAGUAUUUGUCAGGAGCGAGAAGAACACCUUUCAGCGCAGUCCACGAACCACCAACUGCGUCUUAUCUACACGAUCCAACCCAGCCACGGCCUUUCCCUGCACUCUCAGAAGUCUAUGAACAGCAGUUGCCUGCCAGUCCUACUCCUUUUCCCAGUUAUUGUCUGGGUCACCCUUCCUCAUAUAUCCCACUGCCUCAGUCAUCAACCAGCAAUCAUGGACUUACAGGAAUGACAGACUCAAUGCUUGUCCCAAGUACUGCUCCCAACACACUCACGAGGCCACUUCAAAUGGAAGAAGGCAACCAGAAAACUCAGGAUCUUUUUGGUGACCUUCUAACGAUGAUUAAACCAACUCGACCUCUCCAAAAGAGUAUGGAUCCGCUUCAGAAGAGGUGGGAAACAUUUGACUGAAAUCUUUCCGGAGACUUGUUCCACUUUGACAGAGCCAAAUGUUUUCAUUAUUGCAUCAGAAUCCUCUUUGGAAGAAUUUGAAAUAGCAUUAUGGUGUCUUAAGAAUUAGUGCAUUAGUUCCUUACACAAAACCUAAACUGUCAUUAAUUAUAUUGUUUAUAUGAAACAUUACAUGACAAAUUAAUAAAACACCACAUACAGCAAAGGCAUUUAAAAAAAUGAAAUCUUUCUUGGACUCAUGGUCACCUCAAAUUCAUUAAAAACUUUAAAAUUAGGUUUGAAUUUGUUUUCUUUGGUUUCUGUCACCUUAAGUUGACAGUAGCAUUUGGUGAUUGUAAAGCAAUUCAUAUCAGAUCAAUAAAGAUUUCUCCACUCAUAA